This is a messenger RNA of Mus caroli (Ryukyu mouse), 2424 nucleotides long. RefSeq names its product carboxylesterase 4A (gene Ces4a). The record is from RefSeq and is a predicted model, not a curated record. NCBI's taxonomy places the organism in Eukaryota, Metazoa, Chordata, Mammalia, Rodentia, Muridae.
GGCUCCACAGCUGGCGAGAAGCUGGUCGUAACUCCUCCAGCCCCAGCCUCUGAUGAUGGGAAUCAAGAAGAUAAAGGCAGAACUGUCUGGUGCUUCCACACUGUGCUCAGAGCUCCCUUCUGACUCCAGAAGUGUGGGCAUCACUGCAGCCCAUGGCAGAAGCUGGCUGGAACAUGAAGUGGAUUCUGGGCUUGAGCCUCACCCUGUGCCUGGUAGUCCAGACAGCCUUAGGUGCUUUGCACACCAAGGAACCUCUCCUGAUCACCAAAUACGGGAUCCUCCAAGGAAAGCAAGUGCAUGUGGGAGACACACCCAUCCAAGUCUUCCUGGGAAUCCCCUUCUCUAAACCUCCGGUGGGCACCCGCAGGUUUGCUCCUCCAGAGCCCCCGCUACCCUGGAACGGCAUCAGAGAUGCCACCACCUACCCACCUUCGUGCCUUCAGGAAUCCUGGGGACAGAUAUUAUCCAUGUACCUUAACACGCGGAAACAGUAUAAAUGGCUGCAUUUCAGUGAGGACUGCCUCUACCUGAAUGUGUACGCGCCAGUGCUCGCCCCUGGGGCCCCUCUGCUGCCAGUGAUGGUUUGGUUUCCUGGAGGUGCCUUCCUCGUCGGUUCGGCUUCCACCUACGAAGGCUCAGAGUUGGCGGCCCGUGGGAAAGUGGUGCUAGUGUUUCUGCAGUACAGGCUGGGCAUCCUGGGCUUCUUCAGCACCGGCAACAGCCAUGCCCGCGGGAACUGGGGGCUGCUGGACCAGAUAGCUGCUUUGCGGUGGGUGCAGGAGAACAUCGAAGCCUUUGGUGGAGACCCGGACAGUGUAACACUAUUUGGUCAGUCGGCGGGAGCUAUGAGCGUCUCAGGACUGAUGAUAUCACCCCUAGCCCAGGGCCUGUUCCAUCAAGCCAUCUCCCAGAGUGGUACUGCGGUCCUGAAAGCCUUCAUCACUCCCGAUCCACUGACGUCAGCCAAGAAGAUUGCUCACCUGGCUGGCUGCGACCACAAUAGCACGAAGGUCAUGGUGGAAUGCCUGAGGUCUCUCUCAGCGAAGGAGGUGAUGCUUGUUUCCAAGAGGAUGUCAUUCUUUCAGGCUAACUCCCAUAAAGAUCCAAAGGAGAUCGUGUGGUUCCUGAGCCCGGUGGUAGAUGGUGUGGUGUUCCCAGAAGAUCCUGUGCUGCUCCUGACCCGGCGGCAGGUUAAACCUGUGCCCUACCUCCUGGGUGUCAACAACGCAGAGUUCGAGUGGAACUUGCCUUUUCUCAUGAAGGUUCGGCUAAAUCAGCAUAUGAUGAACCAAACCAACAUCAACAAAAUACUCUGGAGUUUCAACGUUCUGCUGAAUAUCACUAAGGAGCAGAUCCCAGUGGUGGCAAGAGAGUAUUUGAAUGACGCUAUCAGUAACCAUGACUGGAAGAUGUUCCGAAAUCGCUUGAUAGACCUAAUUGGAGAUGCCACCUUUGUCUACACCACACUCCAAGCUGCGAGGUACCACCGAGAUGCUGGCUCCCCCGUCUAUCUGUACGAGUUCAAGCACCAUGCUUCUUCGGGCAUCAUCAUCAAACCUUACGAUGGAGCAGACCAUGGAGACGAGCUUUCCUAUCUCUUUGGAAGACCUUUCUCCAAAGGCUCAUCUGCAGGUGAGGAAAAGGAAUUCAGCCUCCAGAUGAUGAAAUACUGGGCCAACUUUGCUCACACUGGGAACCCCAAUGGCGAAAAGCUGCCCUACUGGCCACGCUUUGAUAAGGAUGAGAAGUACCUGCAGUUGGACUUCGAUACAAGAGUGGGUGUGAAGCUCAAGGAGAAAAAGAUGGCUUUCUGGAGUCAGCUGCGCCAGUCUCAGAAACCUUAGAAGCACCAGCUGUACUGAGAGUGACCAAGCAAGAGGGAGCUAUCCUACCAUUCUGCCUCAAGGAGACUGGCCCUGGAUACAUCUGAGGACAGGAGUCCUCUCCACUCAAUCUAGGACAUGUAAAUAUUUCUGACUGCCUUCAGGCUGUAGCUGGAACCCUAGUCCAUCGUAUGGGGCUUAGUACUACCAGUCUAGCCUGAUGUCCCAUAACACCUUAUAGCUCAUUAUCUAAACCAAGCCAGGGCCUUUCAUCCCCCGCCCCACCUUAGUCCCAUCUCAGAACCAUCUCUUGUCUCCAUUUCAUAAGACCUCGUAUCCUUCAUGAUGUAUCUGCAGCCCUCUCUUAUGGAAAGUUCACACACUGCCACUUCCUGUCAUUGUACCCUGCCGUGAUUGAUCAUCUACUCUGUUCAACUUACUUACUGAUGAUGGCCUCGAGGCCCCCAGACAAUCCAUUCAUGAUAUGGUGAAAAGCUUUGAUGGCUUGGGAUCUGUAUCCUCUUCUCACACUCACCUCCCCCGGGGUGCUUCCAAAGCCUGUACCUAGAGAUUGUCCUCAAUAAAAACUAUGUUGACUUGA